GUAAAUAAUAGCGAGAAAGGAAGAAUGAAAGUAGAUGUUGACUUAUCGACCCACCAUCUUCAUUUCUUCUCUCAAUUCUUCUAAAGAAUCUGCAAAUAUUUAUCAGAAGUUUUGAUUUGAUCGUCUCUUCACCUCAGUAAUGUCUGCUCUGGUUGCAUCAUCAUCCUGUACAGCUUGCGAAUGGAAGUAUGACGCGUUCAUCAGUUUCAGAGGGAGAGACACACGCGACAACUUCACUAACUAUCUCUACAAACAGCUUUAUCAAAAGGGCAUUGAAACGUUCAUAGAUAAUAAACUCAACAGAGGAGAAGAGAUUACUCCCGAACUAUUGAAAGCAAUUCAAGAAUCCAUGGUUUCUGUCAUUGUUUUCUCUCAAAACUACGCUGACUCUCCGUGGUGCUUGGAGGAGCUUGUGCAUAUAAUGGAGUGUAAAAAGGCUCAUGGGCAGGUUGUUUUGCCUGUUUUUUAUAGAGUGGAUCCUUCUGAAGUGGAGGAGCAGAAGGGGGAAUUUGGUUUGGGUUUUGAAAGAGCUAAAAAACAGGCUAAUGGGGAUAUGAGGUUGGUUAAGAAAUGGAUUGCUGCUUUGAAAGAUGCCGCUAACCUUUCUGGUUGGGAUUCUUCUGUUGUCAGGCCUGACUCCAAACUUAUCGAUGAAAUUGUCAAUCAUAUACUGAAGAAAUUGAAGCAUACACCAUCAAGUGAUACUGAGGGACUGAUUGGAAUAGACUCCUCACUAGCACAAGUGGAAAAGUUAUUAAAUAUUGGAUCGGCUGAUGUUCGCACCAUAGGAUUGUGGGGCAUGGGUGGCAUAGGCAAGACGACCAUUGCUGGAGUUAUAUUUAACCGCAUAUCUGCUCUAUUUGAUAGUUACUGCUUCCUUGCAGAUGUCAGGAAAGAAUCUGAAACAACGGGUCUGCCUCAUUUACAGGAAUCAUUAUUCUCUAUGUUGUUAGAGGAUGACAAUCUAAACAUGCAUAUGCUAAGUACAGAACCUUCUAGUAUCAAAACUAGGCUCCAUCGCAAGAAGGUCCUUGUUGUUCUUGAUGAUGUGAACAAUUCAAGACAACUUGAACUUUUAGCAGGUGUUCAUUGGUAUGGUCCAGGAAGUCGAAUUAUCAUAACUACUAGAGAUAGACACUUGCUAGUUAGCCAUGACGUGAAUUUUGUAUAUGAGAUCAGGGAUCUAAAUGAGGAACAUGCACUUGAGCUUUUCAGUCGAUAUGCAUUUAAGCAGAAACAUCGUACAGACGAGUUUACUGAGCUCUCAAUGCAUGCCAUUGAUUAUUGCAAAGGGCUUCCUUUGGCACUGAAAGUCUUGGGUUCUUCUCUAUAUGGUAGGAGUGAGAUACAGUGGACUGAUUCACUAAAUAGAUUAGAAAAACAUUUUAACAAGGAUAUUCAGCAAACCCUUAGAAUAAGUUUUGAUGGACUUGAAGAGUCAAACAAGUCCAUGUUUCUUGAUGUUGCUUGUUACUUUAGAGGACAGGACAAGGAUUAUGUUGCGAAACUUCUAAAAAGCUUUGGCUUCUAUCCUGAAAGUGGUAUAAGUGAACUUAUUGAUCAUUCUUUAGUGACUGUUUUUGACAACACCUUAGGAAUGCAUGAUCUGCUACAAGAUAUGGGUCGCGAGAUCGUGCGACAACAAUCUCUAAAAGAUCCCGGAAAACGUAGCCGGUUGUGGGAUCAUGAGGAGGCUGUCCAAGUGCUGAUGGAAGAGUCGGGUACUGAACAUGUUGAAUGCAUGGUCAUAGACUUGUCCAAAACGGAUGAGAGGAAGUUCAGUGUCGAGGCCUUCAUGAAGUUGAAGAAUCUAAGAUUGCUUGAUGUCCAUGGUGCCUAUGGAGACCGCAAAAUACACCUUUCUGGAGACUUUGAUAUUUUGUAUUACAAAUUAAAGUGUCUUUGCUGGGAAGGAUAUCCCCUAAAAUAUUUACCAUCAAAUUUUAAUCCUAAAAAGAUCAUUAUGAUUGAAAUGCCACGGAGCUCCAUUAAACAACUUUGGGACGGAAAACUGGAAUUCAAAGAGUUGCAGUUCAUUGAUCUUAGUCACUCCCAAGAGCUGACUGAAACCCCGGAUUUCACUGGAGUCCCAAACCUUGAGACGUUGAUUCUUGAAGGUUGUACCAGCCUCUCUAAGGUUCACUCUUCUAUUGGAUCUCUCAAGAAACUUGUUUUGUUGAAUUUGAAGGGUUGCAACUGCCUUAGGAGUCUCCCGAUAAGCAUUGAGUGGGAAUCUCUUAAUACACUUGUUCUUUCUGGUUGCUCAAAACUUGAAAAAUUUCCGGAAAUUGUGGGAAAUAUGGGACGCUUAUCAAAACUUGGCUUAGAGGGGACUGCAAUAGCUAACCUACCACAUUCAUUUGAGAAUCUAACUGGGUUGCUUUCCUUGAGUCUCAGAAAUUGUAAAAACCUUGAGAGGCUUCCAGACAAUAUUAAUUCUCUGAAAUAUCUGAAAAACCUCGAUUUAUUUGGCUGCUCAAAGCUUAAAAAUCUACCUGAGAGCUUGGGGUAUCUAAAAUGUUUGGAAAAGCUGGAUGUGGGCAAAACUUCUGUAAGACAGCCGCCAUCCUCCAUUGGACUUCUGAGAAAUCUGAUAGUGUUAUCUUUCCAUGGAAGCAAACCCGUAGCACGCCAAUGGCCUUACAAGUUGUUAUCUAUGUUUGGAAAAAAUGAUGCUCCGGGUUUAUCUUUGCCUUCUUUGACAGGUCUACAUUCUCUUACAGAAAUAGACCUCAGCGACUGCAAUCUUUCAGAGGACAUGAUUCCUGUGGAUUUUGACUGCCUUUCCUCUCUGAAGGUAGUAAAUCUAAGCAGAAAUAUUUUUGUAAAUUUACCUGCAAGCAUCAGUCGACUUCCUCAGCUGCGAUAUCUGUACUUGGAUGACUGCGUGUGUCUUAAAGCUUUACGGAAACUUCCAUCAACAAUACAUGAAAUUUCUGCUGAUAAUUGCGCCUCACUGGAAAUGUUAUCAAGUUCAGAAGUAAUUGCAGAUAAAUGGAAUUGGCCAAUUUUCUACUUUACUAACUGCUUCAAGCUUGCUGUUAAUCGAGGAAAUGACAGUUCUGUGUUUGAAUUUCUAAGAAGCCAUUUGCAGUCUCUGUCAAUGAGUCAGCUUCAGGAUGCCUCCAGUAGCUGUCGAUUUGAUGUUAUAGUUCCUGGAACAGAGCUACCAAACUGGUUCAGCAAUCAAAUCACAGGCUCAUCCAUUAUCGUCCAGUUAUGUCCGAAUUGGUAUAAUGAGAAAUUCAAAGGACUAGCUGUCUGUGUACUUUUUGCAAUCCACGAGGAUCCACAAUUACUUUCUGAAGGCGUAGUUUCAGACAUUGCGAUUUAUUGCAAGAUGGAAGUGAGUGACCAUACUGCAACUUCUAGCUUUAAAUUUCUCAUCUAUAGAGUUCCAUCUCUACAGUCAGAUCACCUAUGGAUGGGCUUUCACUCCCGGAUUGAAUUCGACAAACCAAAUUGGCUGAACAAAUGUCGAGUUCUAAAAGUAUCAUUCGAAUCUUCUUCCCCGUGCAUGAAAGUGAAAAAAUGCGGAGUCCGCAUGGUUUACGAUAAAGAUGAGGAUGAGGGCAGUCAUCCUUGCCAGAAUUUAAGUCUUGACUAUCAAGUUAUUAGGGAGCCAAUGGUGGCAGAAGAAAUUGGCAAGCUGAAAAGAAGGCAUGAGAGCUAUAAUGAGGCUGGAUCUGGUGGCAGUAAAAGUUCUGACAAAGAAGAGAGGCCAUACUCAAAGCGGUUCAAAGAAUUCUGAACAAGAUAACCGAAACCCUUUUCAAUUAUAUAAAAUUAAAAUGUUUUAAGACAAGCAAUAAUAGUAAUUCUUAUAUAACUUCAAGAGAGAUGAUAGUAAUUAA
Messenger RNA from Mercurialis annua (annual mercury), 3854 nucleotides. Its product is annotated as TMV resistance protein N-like. Gene Ontology annotation, biological process: signal transduction; defense response. The record is from RefSeq and is a predicted model, not a curated record. The transcript is spliced from 5 exons. Bases 140 to 3751 code for a protein of 1203 amino acids. Gene Ontology annotation, molecular function: ADP binding. NCBI's taxonomy places the organism in Eukaryota, Viridiplantae, Streptophyta, Magnoliopsida, Malpighiales, Euphorbiaceae.